CGGCCACGCCUCUUCCUCUUCUUCCCCCCAUAUGAUCGUCAUUCUCCACACGGCGUCUCUCCGCGGCCAUGGUAACAGCACCGUCUAACGGACUACUGCAGACAACAACAGAAACAAGUGCUUCUCUUUGAGACAGUUCCAGCACAGAAACAUUGUCCUCCGUUUAAGAUGAACCUGGCAGAGAUCUGUGACAACGCUAAGAAGGGCAGAGAGUAUGCUCUGCUGGGGAACUAUGACUCCUCUAUGGUCUACUACCAGGGAGUGAUCCAGCAGAUACAUAAGCACGGCCAAGCCCUCAGAGACCCUGCACUCAAAGUCAAGUGGCAACAGGUGAGACAGGAGUUGUUGGAGGAGUAUGAGCAGGUGAAAGGCAUUGUGGGAACUCUGGAGAGUUUUAAGGUGGACAAGCCAGCUGACUUCCCCGUCCCUCAGUCUGAGGAGGGCCCCAGAGACCCUGCAGUGUGGCCCCCACCCACCCCUGCAGAGCACAGGGCCCCUACUGCAGUGAAGCGUCCUAACAGUGGGGUGAAACCCCAGCAGAGGAAGGACUCUCCAGGUAUGCAGCCCAGAGGGGCUCCGGGAGGGAGGGGCCAGACCAACCCUAAAACAGACCGCCCCGCCCCCAGGGAUGCCCCCCGAGGCACCAAGGUCAGAGACGACAAGGGUAAAAAGGCUGUAGUAGAGGGAGCAGGGGAUGGAGAGCUGAAGAAGUUUGAUGGUUCGGGGUACGACAGUGACUUAGUGGAGGCACUGGAGAGAGACAUCGUCUCCCGCAACCCCAACAUACACUGGGGGGACAUUGCUGACCUGGAAGAUGCUAAGAAGCUGCUGAGAGAAGCGGUGGUUCUGCCCAUGUGGAUGCCAGACUUCUUCAAGGGUAUACGCCGACCCUGGAAGGGUGUGUUGAUGGUGGGCCCACCAGGGACAGGAAAGACCAUGCUGGCUAAAGCCGUGGCUACAGAGUGUGGCACCACCUUCUUCAACGUAUCCUCCUCCACACUCACCUCCAAAUACAGAGGAGAGUCUGAGAAACUGGUUCGCCUGCUCUUUGAGAUGGCGAGGUUCUAUGCCCCGACCACCAUCUUCAUAGAUGAGAUAGACUCCAUUUGUGGGAGUCGAGGGAAGUCGGACGAACACGAAGCCAGCCGCAGAGUCAAGUCAGAAAUACUGGUACAGAUGGACGGUGUGGGGGGAGCUUCAGAGAAUGACGAUCCCUCUAAGAUGGUGAUGGUUCUGGCUGCUACUAACUUCCCCUGGGACAUCGACGAGGCACUACGGAGACGACUAGAGAAGAGAAUCUACAUCCCACUGCCUACAGCUGUGGGUCGUGCUGAACUGCUGGGGAUCAGUCUAAAGGAGGUGGAUGUGGCUGAUGAUGUGGACCUGGCUCUCAUCGCUGACAAGAUAGACGGAUACUCUGGAGCUGACAUCACCAACGUCUGCAGAGAUGCGUCUAUGAUGGCUAUGCGUCGGCGUAUCCAGGGCCUCUCUCCAGAGGAGAUCAGAGCUCUGUCUAAAGAAGAGCUUCAGAUGCCUGUCACCAUGGACGACUUCACAAUCACCUUGAAGAAGAUCUCCAAGUCUGUCUCCGCUGCCGACUUGGAGAAGUACCAGGCCUGGAUGGAGGAGUUUGGAUCUGUCUAGAGAGAGGACACAGCAUCAGGAGUGGAAGAAAGGACUGUAAGAACAGAGUGGGAAAGGACCAGUGGGGAUUGGAGGGGGAGAGGACCAGUGGGGAUUGGAGGAGGAGAGGACCAGUGGGGAUUUGAGAGGGAGAGGACCAGUGGGGAUUGGAGAGGGAGAGGACCA
Messenger RNA from Oncorhynchus kisutch (coho salmon), 1809 nucleotides. It is a transcript of the gene katnal1, whose product is annotated as katanin p60 subunit A-like 1. The transcript has 11 exons. The record is from RefSeq and is a predicted model, not a curated record. Bases 169 to 1644 code for a protein of 491 amino acids. Lineage: Eukaryota; Metazoa; Chordata; Actinopteri; Salmoniformes; Salmonidae. Gene Ontology annotation, molecular function: microtubule severing ATPase activity; ATP binding; ATP hydrolysis activity. Gene Ontology annotation, biological process: microtubule severing. Gene Ontology annotation, cellular component: microtubule cytoskeleton.